This is a messenger RNA of Adineta steineri, 651 nucleotides long. NCBI's taxonomy places the organism in Eukaryota, Metazoa, Rotifera, Eurotatoria, Adinetida, Adinetidae. The record is from the annotation of a GenBank genome assembly.
AUGACAACAUCUUCAAUUUAUCCUCAAGUUAUUUUUAUUGGAAUUUCAGGUCCAUCUGGUUGUGGAAAAACAAGUUAUGCUACUCAUCUAGUCAAUCAUCUUCAUUCGCCUUUCAAUAUUAUUCAAUUAGAUCAUUUCUUUUAUCGUAAAAUAAAUAUUAAUCAUCCUAUUCUUGGUCGUAUUGAAAGUGAAGAAGAACCUGAAACUUUACAUGUUGAAAGUUUAUUAAAACUUUUACGUCAAAUAAAACAUGAACCAGAAAAAAUCACUGCAUAUCAUCGAAAAAAUAGUUCUAUUAAAGACAAUAAAUAUAUAUUUGUUAUUGUCGAAGGUUUUAUUCUUUUUGCUUUAUCUGAUGAAUUAACUAAUAUGUUCGAUAUACGAAUAUUUUUUGAAUCAACAUUAUCUCUAUGUCGUAUGAGACGUUAUCGUCGUCGGCAAAAAAUUGAUGCACAAAUACCUGAUGAACAAGUUACAGUUUCAAAUAAAUUUCAGCAAUGGUUUGAUCAUUUAGUUUGGAGUGCAUAUUUAAAACAACGUGAUUUACAAUUAUCAAAAGCAGAAAAAAUAUUUCAUUCUGAUGAAUAUCAAAAUCAGGAAUAUAUACAAAUUGAUAAUUAUAUUGAUCAACGUUUGAAAGACUAUAAAUAA